UCACUAAGUGUGCAGCAAUGAGUUUAAUCAGAGGGCUGUUUGCCAUUUUUUAUCAUCUACCGCGGAUUUAUAAAUGGUUUUUUAAGCCAUAUUAUUUCCUUUCAUUGCUUUUGACACUGGCCUUUCCUUUAGUGCGUUGCUGUCCGGGACUGUGCGAACAUUUACCGUCUCAAAGAGAGGACGGCAACUCAUGCGCCUUUGACUGGAGAGAGGUUGAGAUUCUAAUGUUUCUCAGUGCAAUUGUGAUGAUGAAGAAUCGAAGAGCCAUAACUCUGGAGCAACAUAUAGGGACUAUAUUUCUUUUCAGUAAGGUUGCUAAUGUGGUGCUGUUCUUCAGAGUGGACCUGAGACUCGGUCUUCUCUACCUCACGCUGUGUGUGGUGUUUAUGAUUGCAUGUAAACCACCAAUCUACAUGGGUCCUGAGUACAUCAAAUACUUCAGUGACACAACCAUAGACGAAGAACUACAGAGAGAUGGUCGAGUGACAUGGAUUGUAGAGUUUUAUGCCAACUGGUCUCCAGAGUGCCAGUCAUUUUCCCCAAUAUUUGCUGAAUUGUCACUUAAGUAUAACUGUGCAGGCCUCCAAUUUGGAAAAGUGGACAUUGGACGAUAUGGAGCAGUUGCAGAAAGGUAUAAGGUAAACCCGUCCCCCCUCUCCAAGCAGUUGCCCUCUCUAUUGCUAUUGCAGGGUGGACGUGAAGUCAUACGACGCCCCCAAGUGGACAAGAAAGGAAGGGCCCUCGCAUGGAGUUUCACAGAGGAAAACAUCAUUCGAGAGUUCAAACUAAAUGAGAUUUUCCAAAAAUGUAAGAAACACAGCAAGGGAGAGAAAACAGAGGAACUAAAGACACUUCUGCAGGAGAGUACUGAUGGAGGGGAACCAGUCCCUCAAGAUGGGACGGAGGAACCGGAGAGCAAAAAAGACAAAUAAGAAAAAGACAGUGGAAGUGUGAGGAUCAUCAAAAUGUGCUGAACUUUCAAACACAUGUGUCUUACACACAUAAAAAUGUGAAUGUAAUUUCUAAGUAUAUUGUAAUAUUUGAGAAGCGUUAGUUAUGCAUUCUGUUUGGCUUUCGUAACUUUUAGUAUCACCCAUUUUCUUCAUUUUUUCAUAAAUUAGCUGCUGUCAUUGACCAAGAUUGGUCAAAUGAGUAGUUACCCAGAAAAUAAAUAUUUGUCUAAAUUUAGUUUUUGAAAAUUACUUUGUCUGGAAUUCUGAUGACAUAUUUGUUUCACAGUCUGAGCUCUAGUGCUUGUAAAAGGUUCCUUUCUUCCUCCAUGGGGAAAACAAUAAUUUAAUGUUAUUAAUAUGUGAUGAAACAACUGACGCUGUGUUUCAUGCCCAACUGAAUACCUGUGUCAUUGACUCUUGGUGUCCAGCUGAACAUAACACCUGAUCUGAUAAUGCAGAUGUACCUGGAGACAUUUGAAAAGCAAUGUAGCAGAUAUAGUUUCUUCUAGUCUCCUUUCCAAGGCAGCUUCUUAGUGUGAUCCCAUCUCUUUUAGUCUCGUCUUAUGAAAACAGGCAGAUAUUUGUCAUUCUCUCUCUGAGGUUUUUUAUUUGCACUUGCAGGCUUCUCCUGUUUGCCUCUGAUGCUGUGGGAGAGGUGCCUGGAAUAAGUGUUCAAAUACUGUAGCAUUACAGCAUGAUGACAGACAGUGUCCUCCUGGCACGUCUGAGGAUAUAGAAACAGAUUGAGGCUGACACCAAAGACCUUCACUUGGCAAAUGGCUGGCACUGCCUGCUGUGCGAAGCAGAGUAUGUAUCCAUGACACUUGGCUUUGCUGUUGGAAUUUAACUGGACUCGGAAAAACAGCAGAGAAAAUGUGUCAGUCUUACAAUGACGCAACAUUCCCAUGUCAUCCAGGUCUACCUCUGGAAGAUCAGAAGGAAUGUGAGAGUGAAUUUAUCCCAUUUAGAUAAAACUAGAGCAAUUUGUCUAUUUUUUCUUUCAUUACAUAUUACAGGCCAAACUCCAUUACGCUCAAUACAAAUAAGAAAACUGUUUUUCUCCCUAUCCAUCACACUGACAAAUAAAAGUCUAGACAUCAAGGUCGUUUCAUAUCAAGGUUGUGAUAAGUCCUGGUGUGGGCUUCAGGUUUACCUGCUUCCGUCACUAUGUGUGCACUGACAGACAUUAUCAGAUCAGCCAUAGCCGGGAGUCUUAAUGUCAUUUUGCCAACAGUUCCAGUGAAAAGGGCUACAGAUGAAUCUCAGUAAUGAGCCAUGUGCUCCAAACAGCAGGAUUCCUGUACAGUCUCCUGUUCAAGCUGUGACCGUGAACAUGCUUUACUUUGCCACCCAAACAAGGGCAACAGGGUAAGUGCGCUGCCCCGAUUUAAAAGAGUAAUAUUUACAUUUAUGAAUAUUUAUUUAGCAAGAAACAAACAAUUAUGCAUUCUCAAAUCAGCACUGUAUUCCUAAUACUUGUAUCAACCAUGGCCCAUGUAUACAAUUCAUAUACUGUACCAUACACUAUACACUGAAAAAAUAAUUCUUGAUAAAUGCUAACAUUUUUAAAAGGCAGGUGCAACACCUGACACUGAGCAUCUCUCUUUCAGAUUUUCUUGGAAUAAAUGGAAUGCUGUCUCUAAGGCACUGCCUUGAGGUUGUCAGAUUGUCAUGUUGUUUAAUUCUAGAAAUAGCUGUGAGGAGGAGUUAAGAAGAGGCAAGUGGGAUUUACCGUGUUUAUAUGAAAAUUCAGAAAAAAGCUUUUGGAUCCCAACCCGUUAUGAUUCUUAUGCAUGGAAAAUGUAGAUUUCAUCCUUUGCUGUUGGUAUUUAAAGAUACAACCCACUCAGUGAUUUUAGGGUUGCUGUGUUUGGCGCCAUCUGAUGGCUAGUUGAACUGCAACACGACGAAUUCUAAAUGAGCAAACAAAUCUAAAACGUAGGCGUGCCUUAGAUUUUAAUUUGACAUUUAUUUAGAUUUUCUAAAUAAUAGUCUUCUGGAUUAUGUUGUAUUUUGCAACAUAAAAAUAUGAUAUUGUUUCAGUACUGAAUAUACAGAUUUAUUUUGUCUCAUAUUUACAUUUCUCCAUGAUGACCAAUAACAUUAAAUGUUUAUAAACCUUACAGUUGUGAAAGAAAUUGGUUAGGCCUAUGUCCCUGUCUGUAGUCAGAACCGUUGACAUAUUGCUGUUGUAUUCAUUUGUUGUAAAAAUAAAGUAAUUCUUUCUUUUAAAACUUUACUUGCCACUCUGCUUGAUCAAUAGAAAGAAAGCGAUUAAAUAUAGAUGAUUUAAUUAGAGAAGAGAGCCAUUAUCUCUUAAAAUGGUACAGCUUUUUUGAGAUUUUAGGUAAAGCUUUUGUUAAUGUAUAUGUUUCUAUAUCUAAUGUGAAAGAGUAUAAAAACAAUAUAAUGUAUACACUGUGUAAGUAUGCUAGUACGUUCUGUGGUUCUGUCUGUUUCUUUCCACACAUCAAAGCUAAGUUAACCCCGCCUCUGCUGUGCCGGUGGGAGUGUUC
Triplophysa rosa is the source of this 3469-nucleotide messenger RNA. RefSeq names its product thioredoxin-related transmembrane protein 2a (gene tmx2a). Gene Ontology annotation, biological process: brain development. Lineage: Eukaryota; Metazoa; Chordata; Actinopteri; Cypriniformes; Nemacheilidae. Bases 18 to 932 code for a protein of 304 amino acids. Gene Ontology annotation, cellular component: membrane-bounded organelle. The record is from RefSeq and is a predicted model, not a curated record. The transcript has 8 exons. Gene Ontology annotation, molecular function: disulfide oxidoreductase activity.